Diaporthe amygdali is the source of this 333-nucleotide messenger RNA. RefSeq lists its product as uncharacterized. The transcript is spliced from 4 exons. Gene Ontology annotation, cellular component: fungal-type cell wall. Gene Ontology annotation, biological process: fungal-type cell wall polysaccharide metabolic process. The record is from RefSeq and is a predicted model, not a curated record. The coding region runs from base 1 to 333 and encodes 110 amino acids. Lineage: Eukaryota; Fungi; Ascomycota; Sordariomycetes; Diaporthales; Diaporthaceae.
AUGAAGAUCCCCAACAUCCUGACCUUCAACGAGCCCGACCUGUCUGCACACGGUGGUAGCAACGUCAAUCCGGCUUACGGCGCGCAAGUCUGGUUUCUCGAAAACUGUUCGAGAAUCAUCGGUCAACACUGCGCCUAUGACUUUGUCACCCUGCAUUUGUAUGACCCUUUCGAGGGACUGGCAAGCCAAAUGGGGGAGUACGUCGCAACGAGAAAAGGCAUUGAGAUGUAUGACAAGUCGCGAAGAAUCGAAAAUGGUCCCGAGAUCCUGGACGCCCAGUCACGCUACGGCGACAGCUUCAAAUGUUCCGUCCUGGCGGCCCGGGGUCUGUGA